This is a messenger RNA of Equus quagga, 11278 nucleotides long. RefSeq names its product sidekick cell adhesion molecule 1 (gene SDK1). The transcript has 45 exons. The record is from RefSeq and is a predicted model, not a curated record. NCBI's taxonomy places the organism in Eukaryota, Metazoa, Chordata, Mammalia, Perissodactyla, Equidae. The coding region runs from base 1 to 6378 and encodes 2125 amino acids. Gene Ontology annotation, molecular function: protein binding.
AUGAACCAGGGAAUACGGAAGCCUCUAGAAGCCAGAAAAGAUGAUGUUGUGCCGUAUUUUAAAACUGAGCCAGGCCUACCGCAGAUUCACCUGGAGGGGAACCGCCUUGUUCUCACUUGCCUUGCCGAAGGGAGCUGGCCUUUGGAAUUCAAGUGGAUGCACAAUGACAGUGAGCUCACCACCUACACCAGCGAAUAUAAGUAUAUUAUUCCAUCUCUACAGAGGCUCGAUGCUGGGUUUUACCGCUGUGUGGUGCGGAACAGAAUGGGAGCACUCUUGCAAAGAAGAUCAGAAGUUCAAGUCGCAUAUAUGGGAAAUUUCAUGGAUACAGACCAGAGGAAAACGGUUUCUCAAGGACAUGCAGCAAUUCUCAACUUACUGCCCAUCACCAGCUGCCCCAGACCUCAAGUCACUUGGUUCAGAGAAGGGCACAAGAUUAUUCCAAGCAACAGAAUAGCCAUCACACUGGAGAAUCAACUGGUGAUCCUUGCAGCAGUAGCAAGUGACUCGGGGCCUUACUACGUGCAGGCCGUCAACGAGAGGAACGGGGAGAACAAGACAAGCCCGCUCAUUUAUUUGAGCGUCGCAAGAGAUGUUGGCACACCCGAAACCAUGGCCCCUGUCAUUGUGAUUCCCCCGGGCAACAGAAGCGUGGUGGCUGGGUCCAGUGAGGUCACCUUGGAAUGCAUAGCCAAUGCCAGGCCUGUUGAAGACCUGAGUGUGAGCUGGAAGAGAAACGGGGUGAGGAUCACCAGCGGGCUCCACAGCUUUGGGAGACACCUUACCGUCAGCAACCCGACCUCUUCCGACACCGGGGUGUACGUCUGUGAGGCGACGCUGAGAGGGAGCGCUUUUGAACCAGCCAGAGCAAAAGCCUUUCUUUCCAUCAUAGAGCCACCGUAUUUUACUGCUGAACCUGAGAGCCGGAUUUUGGUUGAAGUGGAAGAAACCGUGGACAUCGUUUGUCAAGCCAUGGGGGUCCCUCUUCCCACCCUCCAGUGGUACAAGGAUGCCAUCUCCAUUAGCAAGCUCCAGAAUCCCCGAUACAAAGUGCUCUCGAGUGGAGGCCUGCGCAUCCAGAAGCUGCGUCCAGAGGACUCCGGAAUCUUCCAGUGCUUUGCCACUAAUGAGGGAGGGGAGAUCCAGACCUACACCUACCUGGACGUCACCAAUGUCGCGCCGGCAUUUACUCAGCUUCCAGUGGACACGACGGUUACUGAUGGGAUGACAGCCAUCCUGAAGUGCGAGGUGUCCGGGGCCCCCAAGCCCGCCAUCACGUGGAAGAGAGGAAACCACAUUUUGGCCAGUGGCUCUGUGCGGAUCCCCAGGUUCAUGCUUCUUGAGUCUGGGGGUCUGCAGAUAACCCCUGUCUUCAUCCAGGAUGCUGGCAACUACACAUGCUACGCAGCCAACACAGAGGGAUCCCUGAAUGCAUCUGCAGCACUAACCGUGUGGAAUCGAACGUCCAUCAUUAACCCUCCCGAGGACCGCGUGGUGAUUAAGGGGACCACGGCCACGCUGGACUGUGGAGCCACCCACGACCCUCGGAUUUCCCUCCGCUACGUCUGGAAGAAGGACAACGUGGUCAUCACCCCCUCCAGCAGUUCCAGAAUUGUGGUGGAGAAGGACGGGUCCCUCCUCAUUAGCCAGACGUGGUCAGGCGACAUUGGAGACUACACCUGCGAAAUUAUUUCUGAAGGAGGGAAUGACUCCAGAAUGGCCCGGCUGGAAGUGAUUGAACUGCCUCAUUCUCCUCAGAACCUCCUGGCCAGCCUGAAUUCUUCCCACAGCCACACCGUGAUGCUCUCUUGGGUUCGACCCUUUGAUGGAAACAGCCCAGUUCUUUAUUACAUUGUGGAGCUGUCCGAAAACAACUCUCCGUGGAAAGUGCAUCUGUCAAAUGUCGGCCCUGAGAUGACAGGCGUUGCCGUGCGUGGCCUGACUCCGGCCCGCACCUAUCAGUUCAGGGUGUGCGCCGUGAAUCAGGUGGGCAAAGGCCAGUACAGCACGGAGACGAGCAGGCUGAUGUUGCCUGAAGAACCACCCAGUGCUCCCCCGAAGAAUAUAGUGGCCAGUGGGCGAACCAAUCAGUCCAUCAUGGUGCAGUGGCAGCCGCCCCCAGAAACGGAGCACAAUGGGGUGCUACGUGGCUACAUCCUCAGGUACCGUCUGGCCGGCCUGCCUGGGGAGUACCAGCAGAGGAACAUCACCAGCCCAGAGGUCAACUACUGCCUGGUGACAGAGCUGAUCAUCUGGACGCAGUAUGAAAUACAGGUGGCAGCUUACAACGGGGCUGGCCUGGGCGUCUUCAGCAGGGCUGUGACCGAGUACACCUUACAAGGAGUGCCUACUGCGCCCCCACAGAACGUGCAGGCGGAAGCUGUGAAUUCCACAACCAUUCAGUUCCUUUGGAACCCUCCACCUCAGCAGUUUAUCAACGGCAUCAACCAGGGAUACAAGCUCCUAGCGUGGCCAGCUGAUGUCCCUGAGGCCAGCACUGUAGUCACCAUUGCUCCGGAUUUCCAUGGAGUCCACCAUGGGUAUAUAACUAACCUGAAGAAGUUCACGGCUUACCUCACCUCGGUCCUGUGUUUCACCACUCCGGGGGACGGGCCUCCCAGUGCGCCUCAGCUCAUAUGGACUCACGAAGACAAGCCGGGAGCUGUGGGACAUCUGAGUUUCACGGAGAUUCUGGACACGUCUCUCAAGGUCAGCUGGCAGGAGCCCCUGGAGAAGAAUGGCAUCAUUACAGGCUAUCAGAUUUCCUGGGAGGUGCACGGGAAGAGCGACUCGCGGCUCACACACACUCUGAGCAGCACGACGCACGAGCAUAAAAUCGAAGGACUGUCCUCUCUCACCACCUACACCAUCGAGGUGGCUGCCGUCACUGCAGCGGGGGCUGGCCUGGCGACUUCGUCCACCAUUUCCUCUGGCGUGCCCCCAGAACUUCCUGGUGCCCCAUCCAACCUGGUCAUUUCCAACAUCAGCCCUCGCUCAGCCACUCUUCAGUUCCGACCGGGCUACGAUGGGAAGACGUCGAUCUCCAGGUGGAUCAUAGAGGGGCAGGUCGGAGCCAUCGGUGAUGAGGAGGAGUGGGUGAGCCUCUACGAGGAGGAGAACGAGCCUGAUGCCCAGAUGCUGGAGAUCCCCAACCUCACGCCCUACACUCAUUACAGAUUUCGAAUGAGGCAGGUGAACAUUGUUGGGGCCAGCCCCUUCAGUCAGUCCUCCCGGGUCAUCCAGACGCUGCAGGCGCCCCCUGAUGUGGCUCCGACCAGCCUCACCGUCCGAACUGCUAGUGAGACCAGCCUGCGGCUCCGCUGGGUGCCCCUGCCUGACUCCCAGUACAACGGGAACCCCGAGUCGGUGGGCUACAGGAUCAAGUACUGGCGCCCCGACCUCCAGUCUCCAGCGCUGACCCAAGUCAUCAACGACCGGCUUGAGAGGGAAUUCACCAUCGAGGAGCUGGAGGAGUGGACCGAGUACGAGCUGCAGAUGCAGGCGUUCAACGCCAUCGGGGCCGGGCCCUGGAGCGAGGUGGUGCGGGGUCGGACGCGGGAGUCAGUUCCUUCGGCCGCCCCGGAAAACGUGUCAGCGGAGGCCGUCAGCUCGACCCAGAUUUUGCUGACGUGGGCUUCGGUACCUGAGCAGGACCAGAACGGGCUCAUCCUGGGCUACAAAAUUCUGUUCCGGGCCAAAGAUCUGGAUCCCGAGCCCAGAAGUCACGUCGUGCGAGGGAACCACACGCAGUCGGCGCUCCUGGCAGGUCUGCGGAAGUUUGUGCUGUACGAGCUCCAGGUGCUGGCCUUCACCCGCAUCGGGAACGGCGUGCCCAGCUCGCCCCUCGUCCUCGAGCGGACCAAGGAUGACGCGCCAGGCCCGCCGGUGAGGCUCGUGUUCCCAGAAGUGAGGCUCACAUCGGUGCGGAUCGUGUGGCAGCCCCCGGAGGAGCCCAACGGCAUCAUUCUGGGCUACCAGAUUGCCUACCGCCUGGCCAGCAGCAGCCCCAACACGUUCACCACAGUGGAGGUCGGCGCCACGGUGCGGCAGUUCACGGCCACCGAGCUGGCCCCAGAGUCUGCGUACAUCUUCCGGCUGUCGGCCAAGACGAGGCAGGGCUGGGGGGAGCCGCUGGAGGCCACCGUCAUCACCACUGAGAAGAGAGAGAGACCGGCGCCCCCCAGAGAGCUCCUGGUGCCCCAGGCAGAAGUGACAGCUCGCAGUCUCCGGCUCCAGUGGGUCCCAGGCAGCGACGGGGCCUCCCCGAUCCGGUACUUCACUGUGCAGGUGCGAGAGCUGCCCAGGGGAGAGUGGCAGACCUACUCCUCGUCCAUCAGCCACGAGGCCACAGCCUGUGAGGUCGAAAGGCUGAGGCCCUUCACCUCCUACAAGCUGCGCCUGAAAGCCACCAAUGACAUCGGGGACAGUGACUUCAGCGUGGAGACGGAGGCAGUGACCACCCUGCAGGAUGUUCCGGGAGAGCCUCCAAGCUUCAUCUCAGUGACGCCACACACCACUUCCUCUGUCCUGAUCCAGUGGCAGCCCCCAAGGGACGAAAGCCUGAACGGCCUUCUGCAGGGGUACAGGAUCUACUACCGGGAGCUGGAGUACGAGGCGGCCUCAGCCACUGAGUCCAAGACGCUCAAAACGCCCUCGGCUUUACGGGCCGAGCUCACAGCCCAAAGCAGCUUCAAGACUGUGAACAGCAGCUCCACGUUAACGACAUAUGAAUUAACACAUCUGAGGAAGUACCGGCGCUACGAAGUGGUCAUGACGGCCUACAACAUCAUCGGCGAGAGCCCGGCCAGCGCGCCCGUGGAGGUCUUCGUCGGCGAGGCCGCCCCGGCCUUGGCCCCGCAGAACGUCCAGGUGAACCCGCUCACGGCCAGCCAGCUGGAGGUCACGUGGGACCCGCCGCCGCCCGAGAGCCAGAACGGAAACAUCCAGGGCUACAAGAUUUACUACUGGGAGGCAGACAGCCGGAACGAGACGGAGAAAAUGAAGGUGCUGUUCCUGCCAGAGACGGCGGUGAAGCUGAAGAACCUGACCAGCCACACCAAAUACCUGGUCAGCAUAUCGGCCUUCAAUGCUGCUGGAGACGGGCCCAAAAGUGACCCCAGGCAGGGGCACACCCAUGAGGCCGCUCCGGGGACCCCCAGCUUUCUGGCGUUCUCCGAAAUCACCUCCACCACGCUUAACGUUUCCUGGGGUGAGCCGCUGGCAGCCAAUGGCAUCCUGCAGGGCUAUCGAGUGGUGUAUGAGCCCUUAGCACCUGUCCAAGGGGUGAGCAAGGUGGUGACAGUGGACGUGAAAGGCAACCGGCAGCGCUGGCUGAAGGUGCGGGACCUCACAAAGGGAGUGACCUAUUUCUUCCGUGUGCAAGCGCGGACCAUCACCUACGGGCCCGAGCUACAGGCAAAUGUCACAGCCGGGCCGGCCGUGGGUUCCCCGGGUGCACCUAGACAUAUCUCAGUCACAAAAGCCGCCUCUGAACUGACCCUGCAGUGGACCGAGGGGGAUGCUGGCAAGGCGCCUACCACCGGCUACGUCAUUGAGGCCAGGCCCUCAGAUGAAGGCCUGUGGGACAUGUUUGUGAAGGACAUCCCCCGGAGCGCCACGUCCUACACCGUCAGCCUGGAUAGGCUCAGGCAAGGAGUGACCUACGAGUUCCGGGUGGUGGCCGUGAACCAGGUGGGCUAUGGGGAGCCCAGCAGACCCUCCACAGCCGUGUCAGCUCAGGUGGAAACCCCGUUCUACGAGGAGUGGUGGUUCCUCCUGGUGAUGGCGCUGUCUAGCCUGAUCAUCAUCCUGCUGGUGGUGUUCGCCCUGGUCCUGCACGGACAGAACAAGAAGUACAAGAACUGUACCACAGGUAAGAGCCUUUCCAACAUGGAGGAGUCGGUGACCCUGGAUAACGGGGGAUUUGCUGCGCUGGAGCUCAACAGCCGCCACCUCAAUGUCAGGAACACCUUCUCGAAGAAGAACGGGACCAGGUCCCCACCGCGCCCGAGCCCCGGUGGGCUGCACUACUCAGACGAGGACAUUUGCAACAAGUACAACGGCGCCGUGCUGACCGAGAGCAUGAACCUCAAGGAGAAGUCGGUGGACGCCUCGGAAUCUGAGGGCACCGACUCGGAGUCCGAGGACGCGCCACCCCAGCACUCCUUCGUCAACCACUACAUGAGCGACCCCACCUACUACAACUCGUGGAAGCGCCGGGCGCCUGGCGGGCGCGCCGCCCCGCACAGGUACGAGGCGGUGGCGGGGGCCGAGGUGGGCCCGCCGCUGCACGCUGUGGUCACCACGCAGAGCGCCGUGUUCGCGCCCGCAGGGCCCGGCGCCCGGACUCCGCUCACCGGCUUCUCCUCCUUCGUGUGAGGCCGCCCGUCCCGGAGCCUAUUUUUAAGACAAUCAACUCCAGUAACUGAGCUCCAGUUUUUGUUUAACACAAAUUCUGAUGCGUGAUGAUUUUACCUACUUGUGAACACUAGAUUUCAAUUAGAAAGGUUUUUUUAAUGGCUUUUUGUAACGUCGCUGCAGGAAGCGGGUUCCUUUGGUUUUCUUUUCUUUUUACGAGAAGGUGUAUUUCACUGGUGCAAUGGCGUGGCACCCCCGGGCCUCUGAAGACCUCAGACCUCCCCGGUGCCGGGUUUCUCCAUCCUAACGUCCAACUAGGAAGGCUGGAGGGGGAGGAAGGGCUGGGGGUCGCGUGAGACCCCCACCUGCCUCCAGGCCGCUCCCCCCUCUGCUCUACCUCCUCUGCCUGCGGAGAACCAGAGGCCCCGGACGGACGGACGCUGCCUCUGUGACAGCUGGGGCUGCAGCUCUCUCCCAGGGUCUGAAGAGCCAGCGGCUGACCUGGGCUCAGGGCUCUCCGACCGACCGCGCCCGGCUCUGCAGGGUCCCCACUGCACAGGUUCCAGGCGGGAAUCAGCUUUAAGGCUCCGGCAGUGGGGCAGGAGAUUCCAGGGGACGUCCUCUGACCCGGUGAUGGCUCAGCGGCUGCGUUCUGUCGUGCCAGUGGUGAAAGAUUCGGGGCUUUCUUCCUCCUUUCUUUCUUUAAACCCCAUAGUGCAGGAGCAGGAAACCACCCCCACGGCUAGAAGCCACCCCGAUGGCCCUUAGCAAGCCAGCUCCUCCCCGUGAACACACAGCACAGGCCGGCCCAUUGGCCCGGAGAAAAGGAGCCGGCGGUUUCAGAAUUGCUUGUUGUGUAAGAGGUGUGCAUUGUUAACCAGAGUAUUUUUUAAACCUUUUUAUCUUUUUUUAAAAUAUGUCACAUGAAAUGAAUGAGUCUCUGCUGUCUCCAGGUGCCUUUUUCUUAAUUGUUUAGCUUUGUACACGGGAAAGACGAAAAGCGACAGUCUCCAAAUAAAGCGAAGCGGCUCUGAGGAGCCGAGGGCUGGCCCGCUAGAGCUCACAGCCCUCCGUGCCCGGGGGCAGCUGGCCCCCGAGGUCCCCCGGCCACCCCCGCUGCCUGCGCCUUGCCCGCCAGCGCUGCUGUUUCCCGUCCCCCCAUCCGAGGCCAGCUUUUAGCCUUAACAGGUUUUCUGGAAAAACUUAUUUUCCCCUUUGUUAUUGUUUAGCUUUAGUUUUUUAGCUAAAUGAAGAUAGCAUGAACUGCUUGGAAAGUCUUGGGUUCUAAACCGUCGCUGUGCCUCCAGCCCAUCGCAUUAUUUUCGCAACAGGUGUCUGAGGUGGCAGAGGGACGGGUGUCCAGUCCCCCAGCCCAGAGCCGGGUCUGGAUGUCACCUGAGUGCUGCUGGCGCCAGCCCGUGUGUGUGUCCGGGAGGGCCCCACGUCCCUGUCCCGCCAGCAGGAGUGUGGCACAUGAGAGACGCACGGCCACUCUGUCUGUGCACAGGGCAGCAGGGCAGUGCUGUCCCCCAGGUGGCGUGCCGGGGCCCUGAGGGUGGAGGUGCCGGGCCAGCACCUCAUGCGGAACAUGUGACCCUCUCCUUCCUCCACCUCCAGGGGACAGAGGGCAUCUUCAUGCUCUGCUGUCAGAGUUGCUGGCUGUGGCCCCAGGAGACCAAGGAGAGUUUUGUGUUGGGUGAAAAGGCCCUUUUCAGUUUUUCCAAAAGUAGAGGGUGUGUGUGGAAAGGUUCCUUCCUCUCUCUCUCCUCCUCCCGCCCCUUCCUUCCUUCCCUCCCUCCCUCCCUGCCUUCUCUCUCUCCUUCUCCCAUUCCUUCCUUCUUUUUGUGAGUGGAGGGGGAAAUGUUGUAAACCAAAAAUCCCAGACACUCUGCCCAAAGCCGCUUCUGCGCGAGCCUCGCCCCCCACAGUUCACUGGACACGACCCUCCGGGGGCACAGAGCCCACCUCCCUCCUCUCGGCCCCAAGACCCAGGUGGCCAGGAACCCGCAAGGCUGCGACCUGGCCUUCCUGGAAGAGAAGGGCUGGAUGGAGAACGUGGACCGCACUGCCUCUGUGCACUCUGCUCUCUAAGCCAUACGGACGUCACUUUACGUCAUGGGGGACAGUGCCACGCCGUCCUGGGAGGAGGACAAUCCGGGCUGAGGUGUGGUUUUUGCUUUUGGGUUUGUGACAACCACAUGACACUUCUUUUCAGGCUCACUGCAUUUCCUGUAUUCUCUCUACUUUGAGUAAGCUUUUUUGGUAUGGAAUUGUCUGUGGAGGCUGCAUGGGCACCAUGGCUACUGAGGGACUGUUGGCGUCUGCCCUCCCCCGGCCCUGGGGGGCUCUGACCCACGAGAGACACCUGCAUCGAAGGAACAGAGUUGGUGUUUCUGGUUAGAGUUCAGCCCCUUCACAAUAUGGGCCUUGAGAAGCCUCUCGUCUUUAGGGUGGAAAAAAAAAUCACAUGACAGGAAAAUGGAUAUUGGACUUUAAUCUCAGUUCUGAACAAAGGACAAGCACUGGUUUUUAACCGGGGCAAGAUGAGCGUCCUCUUCCUGCCUUCCUCUGCAGUGGUGCCACUCAGGUGCCUCCUGGGGAGCAGGGGCUGCGGGGGCCCCGUGGAAGCCCCCAGCUGGCCGUGAAGAGCAGCGAUGACCAUGAGCUGCCCCUGCCUGGGAGGAGGACCCUCGAGGCAGCCGGGAGGGCCCCCCCUCUGUCGGAGCGGCAGGGAUGGGCUUGCACGGGGCACCAGGGCACAGGUGUCCAGACAGGGGGGCGGCAGGCGGGGCGGUGGCAGUCCCUGUGCCCUGCGGGUGUUAAGCACAUCAACUUGACCUCGUUUACCUCGUCCUCUGAAUGAGGCCCAGACGGAGCCCUCUCCUGCCCCAGCCUUCCGUCCCCGCCAUGCUUUCAAGGAUCACCCCAUGAAAACGUCACAGCCGAGGAAGACCGGAUGUGAGGCGGUGCGGGGAUGCCCCCACCCCCGGCCAUGGAAGAGACCACGAGUGGGCGGCCCUCCGCCACGGAAAGCUUCCGCCCUCUGGAAACCUUUUUAGCUGCCGCGCUUGGACCUCAUCACCACGGGACUGAAGCAUGGUGUUUGCAUACCGAUUCAUAGCAUGGUUUUCAGUUUUUCGGAAUUCUUGGCACACGGUGUAGUUCUUCUCCCAAUGAGCCAUCGGUCCGCGUAGCCAACGUGGCUCUCUUUGAUUCCGCAUCCCUGUAGCACGGAUCCGGUCUGAGAGGUGGAAGGACGUAGAAAUCCGCGGACAGGGCUAGCCUGCCGAGGCCACCUCCUCUCUCAGCGCCACCUCUGGUCUCUGGAGAGAGUAGGUCAGUCCUGAAGUUUUCCCCACAAUCUUUCCUGGAAUUGUGCAGAAAACCAGAUCUCAUUAAAAAGAAAAAAAAAAAAAAACCCCAACUUGUAGGAAGACAGAGAGGUGCUAUGGGUACGAUUUUUAAUAAAAACAUCAUUUUGUUCCUUAUGCGCUUGUGAUUUUCUUCAAGUAUUGAUGAAAUGACUCAUGAAUUCUAGGCUGUAAAGAUGAAGCACUGAAUCUGAACCCAGAGCUGUUCCAGACCCCCUCCUGUUGACGUGCAGGCGGCACGGACGUGCGGGACAGGCAGCAGGGGCCAGAGGGAUCCCAGCUCUCCUGGGGAAUGCACUCCGGGGGCAGCACCCUGGCCAUGAGCCAGGUGGCCUGUGACGGGUGGCCUGGAAUCUGCGCCCCGAGUGGACCGCAGCCAUUCUCAGCACCAGUGCCAGGCCCCCACCACCUGGCCGUCCCCCCAAAGACUUCACGGGUGCCCACAGGGGAGACUGCUUGUUACGAAAGUUAGGCUGGGGGAGUGCAGGGCCCUGAGCAAGACUGCCUUCCCUUCUAAGGACUCUCCCCUCGCCCAAGGGCCUCCGCAGGCUCAGAGGGGGCUCUGAGUGGGGGAAUGAACGGGCCAUUCCCUCUCUUUCUGGCUAGAGGGUUGGACUUGUGUGCAACAGGGGCAUGCGGCCACAACACUGGGUCCACCAGGAGGGGUGCAUCUUCGCCCUUGUCGUGGGGUCCUGCCAGCCUCCGAGGGUGGUUCUCAACCGCGGUGCUUAAAAGUCCCAGCGCCCAGGACACACCCAGACCAGUGAAGAUAGUCUCUGGGCGUGGAGCCUGGCAGCCAUUUGUUUUCUUUUGAAAGCUCCCCGAGUGAUUCCCACGUGCGGCCAAGGAGGGGGUGUUAGGAAGAGGCCACGGCUGCCAGCUGCAGGGAGGAGGUGGGCCGGGUCCCGGGAGAAGGGGCCUGUGGCUCCCACUUUGUCCGUUUGCUCCAGAAGCAACCACUGCCAUUGAUGAGCCAAAUGUAAGAGCAUUUUCAUUUUUCUCUCUCUUCUCCACCAUUUCCCCCCUGCAUCCCAUCUCCCAUAAAUACGAAAUUAAAAUCUGCACAUUUUCCACCGUCUCCGGUAUUUUGGAAAUCGCAGCUGCCGUGUAGAAGAGAGUUGGCAUUUAUCAAACACAUACCGUGUGCCGGGCUGUGUUCUGUGCACUUUUCAUGGGUCCAUCCACGGGUCCCGGGACUCCUCCAGGACCUGAGGAGAUAGGCACAGUCAGGGGUCCCGUUUUGUAGGUAAGGAACCGCGACCAGAGAGGGGGAGCUAUUUGCCCCAUGGUAGACAGCCAGUGAGCAGCAGAUCCCGGGUGCAGACCUUAGGCAGCUGAGGGCUACAACCACUGCCCCGCACUGCCUCCCAAGAGGCCGUCAGCUCUCACCUCAGCUGUCCUCAGACCCGUGGACAGUUAGUCUUGGAGAAGCAGGUGCUGCUACACCCAACUCAGAGCCGAGGCAGUCAGGGCACCUGCACAGCAACAUACAGAAGAUUCCAUUGUCCCCACGUCAUCGUCUCCUAAAUUAAUAAAGAGAAAAUGGCCGU